GAAGUGAGUAGAACCAGCCGCGCGGUUACAGAUAGGCGAAAAUGUCGACCGGGGUGGGAAAACACAAGAUGCUGUCUCUGGGUCCGACUGAACCCUGGUCAGUUCGGGAGAAACUCUGUCUCGCCUCCUCAGUGAUGAGAAGCGGAGAUCAGAACUGGGUGUCUGUAAGCAGAGCCAUCAAGCCCUUCUCAGAGCCUGGACGACCCCCGGACUGGUUCUCCCAGAAGCAUUGUGCCUCCCAAUAUUCUGAGCUGCUGGAAACCACAGAAGCCCCAAAACGUAAACGGGGUGAGAAAGGGGAGGUGGUCGAGACCAUUGAGGAUGUGAUCGUGCGUAGAUUGACAACAGAGAGGAUCGAGGAGCUCAAGAGGCUGAUCAAAGACACACAGGAGAAAUACAGGAAACUGAAGAAAGAGGUGGAUUUGAUCCAGGCGGGCCAUCUGGACCCUAAACUGGAGGAGCUGUGGGCAGAUAUAGAGCUAAAGAGGAAGCAGGAAGAAGAGGAGGCGGAGCAGAAGAAGAGGGCGACUGAGGCAGCAUAUCAGGUUCGUCAGGCAGCUAAAAAUACACCAAAGAGAGUUCCCAGCGUGACAGUACGUUCUCCCAGCAUGGAUGUCUCGCAACCAGAAACACUGCAGCCAGUGACGGAUGAAUCCUGUGCCAGUCCCAUGGCUCAAGGAUUGACCGUCUUCAUGCCUAUAUCAGAGGUCACGGGUCCAGGGCCUAAAGAGUCAGGUCUGGCCUCUAUGGUAGAUGACUCCCCGCAGAAGAAGCACCUUGCCCCAAAAGCCACACCACCUCCCUCCCCGCUGCUGUCUGAACUGCUGAAGAAAGGCAGUCUCAUCGCUGCCAGCUCUAGACUUGUGGUUGAAGGUGACGUGGCCACAGGUUUGAGUAAUGGAUCUCAUGGAGUUGAGCUUCACACUGUUGCAACCGCUCUGCCUGCUAAUCAAGACAUUACAGCUGAUGCUCCUACGUUAUCUCGUCUGUUGGAGAGUGCCACCCCAGCGCAGCCACCUGUCAGUGCUGAUCCCCCUAAGCCCCCCACAGUGGUCCCCCCAGCCCCAGACAACCUCUCUGUGCCCAAAACAGGAGCUGCAGCAGUUUCUGAAGGUUCUGGAGCAGAAGCGGUAAUGGCAGGGUCAUCCACGCUGGCUGAGGUGGAGGGGAAGGAGGCAGAGCUGGUGGAGGAGGACACAGUGGUGUCAGUGUCAUACAUGGCCCACGAACUGGACCUGGAGACAGUGGGAGACAUCAUUGCAAUCAUAGAGGAGAAGGUGGACGAUCCUGUGGAGGCUUUGGACGCAGCCGCAGUGGAGGCGGCUCUCUCUCUCUGUGAGGACCCAGCGGUCAGUGGCCACCCCCUCACCAGCCCUUGGGAGUCACAGACCUUUAAGGCAGCCGAACCAGAGCCCAUUGUCCAGCAGAGUCCUGCCCCAACGGGCACACAGAGCAGCCCUGACCCUGUGGGUGUGCAAGGAGAAAUGGAGGUUCUGGUAGAGGAGACUACAGAAACCGAAGCAGUUGACGAAGUGACAGGGGACACUGUGGCAUCUGCCGCCCCUGUCACAGAGCAGAGCCAGGACUCUGAGGUUAAGACUGAGGGCAAGAGGGAAGGAGAGGGAGAAGGAGGGAUGGAGGAAGCGCAGCAGGAGAACAGAACACUGAGUCCAGCCGUGAAGUGUGAGGGGGAGGACUGGGUUCAGCCAGAGACCGUGAUGCCCUGUCUGGACUCGGAAGAUAGCUCAGCCUCGGCGAAAGACACAAAGGAGGUGAAAGAAGAAGAUGGAGGCAGUGAGGUGGAUGUGGAUGAAGGGAUGGAGAUGAAAGAGUGAGUGAGUGAGUGAGUGUGUGUGUGUGUGUGUGUGUGUGUGUGUGGCGAUGGGGACGGAGAGGGGCCUUAUCUCUCAGAGGUUGAUCCUCCUGCCAGUGAGAGUGAGGAUGGAUACGGCAGUCACUCUCAGCGCUACACUACAGCGGACUCCACCGCCAGCAGCCCUGCCUCAUCUCAGUUCUCAAUGUGCAGUGAAGAUCAAGAGGCCUUGCAGGCUCAGAAGAUCUGGAAGAAAGCCAUCAUGCUGGUGUGGCGGGCAGCAGCCAAUCACAGGUAUGCAAGUGUGUUUCUGCAGCCUGUGUCUGAUGACAUUGCCCCUGGUUAUCACAGCAUUGUACACAGACCGAUGGACCUAUCAGCCAUCAAGAAGAACAUCGAGUCUGGGCAGAUCCGCACAACGGCGGAGUUCCAGCGUGACAUCAUGCUGAUGUUCCAGAAUGCGGUGAUGUACAACAGCUCGGAUCAUGACGUCUACCACAUGGCCCUAGAGAUGCAGAGGGAUGUUCUGGAACAGAUCCAGCAGUUCUUGGCCACUCAGCUGAUCAUGCAAACAUCAGAAUCAGGCAUCGGCACCAAGAGCCUGCGCGGAAGGGAGGCCAACCGCAAACAAGACCCCAAUGAGAAGACCCUGAGUCCUGCACACAAAGACCCACAUUUAGAGCCAGAACCACCAGCCAGAAGGAAAAGGAACAACUCCAAACAAGACACUAAUGAGAAGGAUGGAGGCACCAGAGGGCGCCGCAGUGCCAUUGAGGCCGAUAUGAAGAUGAAAAAGUGAACUGAGAUGUCACACUGCAGCUGUUACGGAAAUUCAGAUAGGCUUUAUUUCCGUUUUGUUAAGACGUUCUGGCUAAGUUUAGUUACUCAAUGCCUCGGUGGCUUGACGCAGCAAUUCGACAGUCUAAUUACAGAAGGACACAGAAAGAAGGGAAUUUUUAAGGGCUUGACCUUCUUUCACAGAAACCCUUCAGUCCUAGACCUGAAAAACUGGUCAAGUGUGCUCUGAUUCUAGACUCACAGGACAAACUGACCUUAUGUUUAUUUGAGUUUAGGAGUUUUGACUUGAUGUCACAAAUUUAGCUUUCAUCACUGGCCUUUUUAAAAAAGCUGAAUGUACCACCGUCGUGACCACUGGAUGGUUAGAAAUCAGAAUGUCAUUUUCUAGAGCUAAGAAUGAAACCUUACAAGCCAUUGUUCAAAACAAAGAUUACUAUCGGUUUAUCAGUUUGAGAUGAUGUGGAACGCUGAACGACGGAGGAAGGAGCAAUAAAAGUACACUUUUUUCUUCUAUAGGAAUGAAGAUGGAUACAAAGUUUCUUUUAACUUGAUUUUUGUCUAUAGUCAGGAUUAUGGACGCUUUGGUUUACAGUUAAAGGCCUACUGUACUAUGUUCAGUUUGUUUUCGUUCUUUAAGUGAGACUUAAUUUGACAUAUGUAUGUUUAGAAAGAACAUAUAGUUUUGUACAGGGUCUUUGUGUACAGUGUUUUUGUAUAUCGUGUCAUGAAAUGUUUUAAUAAAACAUGAGAGUCUGCAAUUACAAGAUAUUAUUUAAGGAAUAAUUUAUUCAACUUGUGCUUUCAAGCAAAAAAUAUUAGUACAAAUGCUUAAAUGGGAGGACAAUACCAGCUUGUCCUGUUCAAAGUCACACACGCACACAAAAAAACACUCGAUAUCCAUUAAAGACGUCAGCAUAUAUCAGUGGCGUGAUUCAUACACAAUGAACCAUCCUAUAUCCCUGAACAUCAGUAAACAAUAGUGGAGAAUUGAAACUGAACAUUCUGCAGUCUCAACACACCCAUCAUACUCAUACAAAGAUGAUCUGAUCUCACGUGCCGGGUAACCUGACAAUAGUGUUUGUCACAAACCUCAAGAUAUGACAAUGUAAAAUCCCAGGUUAUACAUGAAUACAUAUUACUGGUCAAAAGCUCUGGGUCAGUGAGUUUUUUUAUGAAAGAAAUUAUUACUUUUAUUCAUAAAUGCUGGUCUUUUGAACUUCCUGAUCAUCAA
Molecule: messenger RNA, 3842 nt
Organism: Sinocyclocheilus anshuiensis
Lineage: Eukaryota; Metazoa; Chordata; Actinopteri; Cypriniformes; Cyprinidae
Gene: brd8b
Product: bromodomain containing 8b
Exons: 19
Cellular component (GO): NuA4 histone acetyltransferase complex
Molecular function (GO): protein binding
Source: RefSeq, a predicted model, not a curated record